Mytilinidion resinicola is the source of this 634-nucleotide messenger RNA. RefSeq lists its product as uncharacterized. The record is from RefSeq and is a predicted model, not a curated record. NCBI's taxonomy places the organism in Eukaryota, Fungi, Ascomycota, Dothideomycetes, Mytilinidiales, Mytilinidiaceae. The transcript has 3 exons. The coding region runs from base 209 to 418 and encodes 69 amino acids.
GCCCAACGUGUCCCCGACCGUCCCAACCUCUAUAGCUAUUAGUUCCCCCCACACUCCAAGCUGAGAAAGUUAUACACUUCGUGUUUCAGCUGCUGCCAGCAAAACACUGUUCCCGCCUUUUAUUUUAAGCUCUAAGCACAGGUCCACCAUUCUUAUAUAACACAAGCUAUACCCUUACAUAUCUAACACUACGUCCUUCUAAACUAUCAUGGUCUACUUCGAGCAGCACAUCAUCUUGCCUUGGGAAACCAAGGUUUACAUCAGCUUGCUCAUACUAGCCAUUAUUCUCAUUUCGGGCGCUGUUUUAUUCCUUGGUAUAAUAAUUCUUCAGUUAAGCGUUGAUAUUCGGACGCAGAGCAAGAUUCCUAGGGUGGGCGAUUGUGUGUGCGCGAAGAAAGCAGAAGGGAAGAAGGAAUAGAGGUAACGGUGAAAGAGCAAUAUAGGAGUUGGGAGGCUUAUAGCGCGUAUUCCUGCAAGAGGACCUAAGUAAUACUGCCUUAGCGAUGCAACGUGUGUACAGGACGCAAAUACGCCACAGAGCGGAUGGGGAGCUAGAAGGCCUAUUGUAGUAAGCUAGCAAUAGGGAAAGUUAAUUUUGAUAGCAGCGCAACCUAAGCUGUUCUCAGACACAGGG